Notothenia coriiceps (black rockcod) is the source of this 1688-nucleotide messenger RNA. It is a transcript of the gene nkx3-2, whose product is annotated as NK3 homeobox 2. Lineage: Eukaryota; Metazoa; Chordata; Actinopteri; Perciformes; Nototheniidae. Gene Ontology annotation, biological process: cell differentiation; regulation of transcription by RNA polymerase II. Gene Ontology annotation, molecular function: DNA-binding transcription factor activity, RNA polymerase II-specific; RNA polymerase II cis-regulatory region sequence-specific DNA binding. The record is from RefSeq and is a predicted model, not a curated record. Gene Ontology annotation, cellular component: nucleus. The coding region runs from base 216 to 1013 and encodes 265 amino acids. The transcript is spliced from 2 exons.
AUGCGGAGGAGCAGCAUCGUGCCUGCGGAUGUAGCAGAAACUUUUCACGGCUUUUACCGCGGGGAUGUGACCAGGAACCAACACUGGAGGGAAAGAGUUAAGCGACAGCUGUGCUCCACGGAGGGAGUAGUCUAAAAUGUGGAUGAACUGACAUUUAUUGAACCGGUUGAUUACACUUAAACUUGAAGAACCGAGAGAACUCCGCUUCUUUGAAAAUGGCCGUUCGUGGAAACUCGCUGAUGCCUUUCUCCAUCCAAGCCAUCCUGAACAAAAAGGACGACAGCCGACACUUGCCAGAUUUGGACAUGUGCUUCUCCAAGACGGCUUGCUGGAAAAUAUUUGGGGAGAUGAACGGAGGAUCUCGGAGAGAUGAUGGGGAGGCUUGUGAGCCUGCGGACCAGAAAAGCUACGACUCUGACUCGGGACUCAGCGAUGACAACGACAGCAAGACUCCGGCCGUGUGCAAGUCAGAGAAAGACGGAGACCCUGCGUCUGAUGUGCCGCAGGAGAGUUUGCAAGAAGAGACGGACCAAGAGUCUGCAGCUGCGGAAAACGCAAAGAGUGACAGUGAGCCCAACAAUGCUACGGACUCCAGCACCCUGGACGAGAAGAGUCAGGAUCAGCCCAAACAGAGGAAGAAGCGCUCGAGGGCCGCCUUCUCUCACGCGCAGGUUUUCGAGCUGGAGCGUCGCUUUAACCACCAGCGGUAUCUGUCCGGGCCGGAACGCGCUGACCUGGCCGCCUCUCUGAAGCUCACAGAGACCCAGGUCAAGAUCUGGUUCCAGAACCGCCGGUACAAGACGAAACGGCGCCAGAUGGCCGCCGAUCUCAUGGCGUCGACCCCGGCUGCCAAGAAGGUGGCGGUGAAGGUCCUGGUGCGGGAUGACCAGAGACAGUACAGCCCGGGAGAGAUCCUGCGGCCCCCGCUGCUCUCCCUGCAGCCCUCCUACUAUUACCCAUACGCCUACUGCCUCCCUGCAUGGACACUCUCUGCAUGUGCGGGGAAUCAGUGAACUACGUGACUGUAUUUAUUCCUUUUUAUGUUUUAUGACCCCGGAAAUCAAACAAACUCUCUUUCUGACAAGAGGAUGAGACCAGAUGGAGACUUUUGGUCUCAUGGUGCUUACCAGGUCUGGGUUCCCAAACGUCUUUAUCACAUCCUCAAAUACUUAAACAAGACUCAGGCUUUAAUUCAAUAAGAGUCUGUUCCAAGGAACCCCGCUGAAGAAGACAUUUCGAUUUAGGCUUUAAAUCACAAGACUUUGGACCUGAUUUUUAAAUGUUAACAAGGACCUCUGAAGCCCCACGGACCCCCCUGUGGGAACCAGCGGCCUGAUAGACUGUAAAUGUCACCUUAUGUUGGUUUAUAUUUUACAUGCGCCUUCCUACCUCUGCAGUGAUUGGAAAUAGGCAUAUUCCAUUGACUUUUCAUAGAACUGUCUCUGUUACAGAUUGUGUUUUUUUUUUCUUGCUGUGUUUAUAAAGGUAAGAUAUUUCAGCACUUUUGAGCUAUAUACAUUACUUUAAUGUAAAAUGCGUUGCAGUGUGUGUCAGACUGAGAGGGGGCGGUCACUUGUGUUAGGCCUAUUAAUGAUCUCGUGGAAGCAGCAUAAAACCGACCGACUUCUAAUUGUUCUAAUUGUACAUGUGUUAUUUGUGUUAAGAUCGAAAAAAACAUUAAAAACAUA